Molecule: messenger RNA, 1361 nt
Organism: Neltuma alba
Lineage: Eukaryota; Viridiplantae; Streptophyta; Magnoliopsida; Fabales; Fabaceae
Product: elongation of fatty acids protein 3-like
Exons: 2
Coding region: 270-1199 (309 amino acids)
Biological process (GO): sphingolipid biosynthetic process; fatty acid elongation, polyunsaturated fatty acid; fatty acid elongation, monounsaturated fatty acid
Cellular component (GO): endoplasmic reticulum membrane
Molecular function (GO): fatty acid elongase activity
Source: RefSeq, a predicted model, not a curated record
AUCAUUAAUUACUACUUAAGUAUUAAAUUUACAUGUGGAAGGGGCGUCCACAUCAUCGACCAUUUAUAUUUUGCCACGUAAUAAAUUUCUUAAUGCUCGUUCGCCGACAGAUUUAGUUCUCUCUCUCUUUUUAUGUCUAUUUCUGGUCUGCGCAGAACAUAGUCUCUUUCGCGGCGAGUAAAUUCGCCGACUAACAGAAAAUAUCCUUCUGUAUAAAUUCCUUCGCCUAGAGGAAGGAGACAAAGAUUACUUCAUGUGAGAGACUAGUCAUGGUUUACGACGUUGUCUCGCCUGCAAUCGGUAACACCUCCACCGUCGUCCACAACCUCGGCUUCUAUCUGUCGGAGCAUCCGGCGAUCGUCAAUUUCCGUUGGAGCCACACCCAGUCAUGGGGUUCCACUUGGCUGUUCCUCUUCACUUCCAUAGCCGCAUAUCUCUUCAUCUCUCUCUUCCUCCAUCGACUUCUGGCUUUCCUCAUCCGCCCGACCCGUGCAGUUCCUCUUGGCCCCAUACCCGCUCUUCAUAGCCUGUUCAUGUCCCUUAUCUCCGUCACUAUUUUCGCCGGUAUAUUACUCUCCGCCGCCGUUGAGAUCAGAGACACCCGUUGGUUCUGGCGACGCUCAAAGACCCCAUUCCAAUGGCUGCUCUGUUUUCCACUGGGCACUCGACCCUCGGGACGGGUCUUCUUCUGGUCAUACGUGUACUACUUGUCUCGAUUCCUACACAUGUGGAGGACGAUCUUCACGAUUCUACGACGUCGUAAACUGGUGUUGUUCCAGCUGUUCAAUCAGUCCAUCUCGAUCUUCAUGUCAUUCUUGUGGCUGGAAUUUUCGCAGUCGUUUCAAGUGGCGGCGAUCCUGGCGACGACGCUGGUGUAUUCGGUGGUGUACGGAUACAGAUUCUGGACGGCGAUGGGGCUGAGAAGUGCGUGCUUUCCGCUGGUGUUGAAUUGUCAAGUGGUGCUGGUGGGUUGCAACGUGGCGUGCCAUGUAGGAGUGUUUCUGCUUCACUUCUUCCGAGGCGGAUGCAACGGAAUCGGCGCCUGGAUUUUUAAUUCGGUGCUCAACGUUGGUGCUCUGUUGGUGUUUCUGAAUUUUUACGUGAGAUUACAGGCCGAUUACAGGAAAAGUAGUGCCAGGCUUGAAGGCGAGUCCAAGCCUCAUUCCUGUGGUCAUCAAAGGCUGGCGAUCGGUCGUUAGUACUGUAGCAGAAAUGGACAAGACAACUAGAUUUAGGUGAUCUCAUGAGGCCUCCACCAAGCGUCUAUACUUUUCUUGGUUAAUUGUAUUUGUAGGAGCAAAUACCACCCCUCGUUGUAGAUUUUCGGGGUUAUGAUAUCAUUAUUUUUAGUUCAAGGAUCA